Molecule: messenger RNA, 1581 nt
Organism: Dendronephthya gigantea
Lineage: Eukaryota; Metazoa; Cnidaria; Anthozoa; Malacalcyonacea; Nephtheidae
Exons: 2
Coding region: 1-1581 (526 amino acids)
Molecular function (GO): zinc ion binding; nucleic acid binding
Source: RefSeq, a predicted model, not a curated record
AUGGAAGCAGCUACCAACCAUCUGCAAGCUAAACUUGAUGCUGGUGAGAAUGAGUCUGUUUUGUCAAAUGGUAAAACCUCACCUCAUUCAAAAGCUUCAGUUAGUGAAAAAUCGUCAUUGAGAUCUGAUGUUAAAUCAAAGAGCUCUGUCCAAAUGCAGGCUUCUAUGGCAGUAAAAGAACAAUUUCUGCAUGCAACGUCACUUACUCAAAUCGAACUGAAUGCUACCCAGACUGAAGAUAGACUUAAAGAAAUGGAAAAAGAGCAGAGUGAAAAAGAAGCACAGAUGAAAAAGAUCGCAACAGAGCUAGAACUUAGUAAACAACGUACAGAGGAAGCCAGAAUAAUAGCAGAGAUCAACAAAUCUAAAGCAGAAAAAGCUACUGCCCAAGAUCAUGGUAUUGUACAGGAUUGCAUUCAAGAUGAAUUCACAGUCACCUCUAUACCCAAACUAGGACAGGUUUUGGCAUGCUCAGCUUUUCAUUUGAAGGGUGUUAACUUACCUAACUUUUCUGGAUAUAACAAGACAGAGUAUGAAAGCUGGAAAGCUGCUUUCAAUGUUAUGGUCGACUCUCGAAAUAUAUCAGUUGGCGCAAAGAUGUUGCGUUUGCAGAAUAGUCUUUCGGGAAAGGCUUUAGAUAUGAUCAAGGCUUUGGGUUUCUCAGAAGCUGCCUACGAGCGAGCAAAAGUAAAACUCGAGAAGCGCUUUGGCGGUGAACGAGGACAACAAAUCAAGCACUUGACCACUCUGCGAAAUUGGCCGAAACUCAGACCUCGCAAUCUGCAAGAUUUGGAGGAAUUCCAAGCCCUACUGGAACAAAUCUUGAUCAAUAUGAAAGACGGUGCCCCUUUGCAAGACCAGAGUUUGAACUUAUCUGCAAAAGAAAAACUGACAGAGAUUGAUGUUCAGAAUUAUAAACACUGGCUUUUGGAUCAUGCUCAAGAAGAUUGCUUCAAAUCAUUGGUGGACUGGAUUGAGUUGCGCAUUAAUGUAAUGGAAGAAGCUAAAGAAAAAACUGGUGCCCUUCAUAGGAGAGAGCAGGAACGUUCUAACAGAUUGAGAGACGACAAGAAACCACACUUGGGCUUCUCGGCGAGAUCCUUGUACAGCAAGUGUUGUGUUGUGAGCACUUGUAAAAAAGACCACCCUCCUUGGGUAUGCAGCGCAUUCAAGGCACUGCCAGUGGCCAAGAGAAAAGAACUAAUAGCUAAAACUGGUCGUUGUUUUCGUUGUUUGGCUGCAGGCCACCAUGCCAAGAAUUGUUCAAAUUACCCUCAUGAAGAAACAUCAAGCGAUGUAUCAACAAGAUGCCAGUUAUCAACCAAGUCGCCCCCUUUCUACCCCAACCAACAAGCAGCAGGGGAUCCUCCACAUGUUCCAGCGACACCUGGUACUGAAAAUGCUCAAUCAAGAUCCAAACAGUCUAAUGGGCAGCGAGCAUACAAAACAAGCAGAGCCGACAAUGUGUCUCUAAUGGUUUUGCCUGCAUUGAUCAGCAAUGGAAGAAAAGACCUACAAGUUAAUGUUAUGUUGGAUCCAUGUUCCACAGGUUCUUAUGUCUCGGAGGCAGCUGCCAAUUAG